CUGGCUGGUACUUGGACGUAUUUGCGUUGAGUUGUUUUUAAAAGUCGUGGCGGAGUAAAAACUUAGUUGGGUCUUUCACGUCGUUCGAUCAAGUUCACAUACACAAAUCGCUCUCAAUUAUGUCUGCCACUUCAGCUGAUAGUGUUUUCGUUGCCCGUUCCGAGGGUAUUUCUGCCGAAGGUGUCCGUGAUCAGUAUGCCGAUGGAAAGGCUGCCAAGGUUUGGGAAAUUUUCAUUGGUGACAAAAAUUCCCGCACAGAAAACUACAAAAAUUUCCUCAUCAAUCUGUUGAAAUCGAAGAAUUGCAAGCGUAUUUUGGAUGUAGCCUGCGGCACAGGUGUUGACUCCAUUAUGCUGUUGGAAGAAGGUUUUGAGGUUGUCUCUGUCGAUGCCUCCGACAAAAUGUUGAAAUAUGCCUUGAAGGAACGCUGGAACCGCCGCAAGGAGGCCGCUUUCGACAACUGGAUCAUUGAAGAAGCCAACUGGUUGAGUUUGUACGAUGACAUCAAGGAUAUUGUCAAGGAUGGUUUCGAUGCUGUCCUCUGUUUGGGUAACUCAUUUGCCCAUUUGAUGGAUUCCUCACCGGAACAAUUGGAACACAAGAAGGCCAUUAAGAAUUUCGAAAAAUGCCUGAAACCCGGUGGUGUUUUAAUUAUUGAUCAUCGUAAUUACGAUAACAUUUUGGAGACUGGAGCCACACCUGCCAAGAGCUUGUACUACAAUUCAAGCCAUACCGCCGACAUUAAGACUUCCGUAUUGUUUUACUGUGGCAAGCCUGCUAUGGUUGCCAUGGACUACCUGAUCGAAGCCAACAACUUGACCAGUGAAUUCCGCCUCUCCUACUAUCCACACACUCUGAGCCAGUUCACCAAAAUCCUGAGAGAAAUCUUUGGUGCCGGCGCUGAACACCAAAUCUACGGUGAUUUCAAGGACUUGAAUGAAAUCCAAAAUCCCGCUUUCUACAUCCACUUGAUGGAGAAGGGCUUAAAUUAAGAUCUAGUUGUAGUCCAAAUAGUUAAGAAUAUAGUUCCGAAUUAGCUAUACCUACACCUGAGUACGCAUUUGCCAGUCGAAUCUAAAUUAAAUAAAUUUUUACAAAUAAACAAAACAAAAUAAAAAAA
Musca domestica (house fly) is the source of this 1120-nucleotide messenger RNA. It is a transcript of the gene Gnmt, whose product is annotated as glycine N-methyltransferase. Gene Ontology annotation, biological process: protein homotetramerization; one-carbon metabolic process; regulation of gluconeogenesis. The record is from RefSeq and is a predicted model, not a curated record. The transcript has 4 exons. NCBI's taxonomy places the organism in Eukaryota, Metazoa, Arthropoda, Insecta, Diptera, Muscidae. Bases 120 to 992 code for a protein of 290 amino acids. Gene Ontology annotation, molecular function: glycine binding; identical protein binding; glycine N-methyltransferase activity. Gene Ontology annotation, cellular component: cytosol.